Molecule: messenger RNA, 2905 nt
Organism: Megalops cyprinoides (Indo-Pacific tarpon)
Lineage: Eukaryota; Metazoa; Chordata; Actinopteri; Elopiformes; Megalopidae
Product: leukemia inhibitory factor receptor-like
Exons: 17
Coding region: 61-2859 (932 amino acids)
Biological process (GO): cytokine-mediated signaling pathway
Cellular component (GO): signaling receptor complex; external side of plasma membrane; membrane
Molecular function (GO): cytokine receptor activity; cytokine binding
Source: RefSeq, a predicted model, not a curated record
UUGGCUCUGCUUGUGGUCCUUAGCAUUCAAGAGAACUAUUCCACACAUGGGCUCCAUGUGAUGAAGGUGGAUCCAGAGUGGACGUUGCAAAGAAUUUCUGUCACAUGGAGGGAUGACCUUGAUUUCACCAAAAACAUAAAUGGGAAAUUUUACUAUGAAAUUGAAGUCCUCCACACUGAAACAUACCAUGUUCAGCAUCAUGAGGCUAUUGAGGUGAGACCAGACCAGGUUGGCAAGGUCCAUCACUGGAACUGGACGUCCCCCAUUCCCUUGGAAUGCACCUCCCACUCAGUCAGAGUCCGCUCCCAACACCAAGGACGCAGCAGCCCGUGGACCCCCCUACAGACCAUCCCUGGGAAAGAUGUUUCCUCCCACAAACACAUGCAGGUGUUUCCAAAGGAUAGAGUGAUCACCCCUGGCAGCAGCCUGAUGUUCUGCUGCAUACUGAGAGAGGGACAUGAAUUAAAUACAAUAGAUUAUGACAUUAUUGGGAAAACAAGUAUUCACCUGAAUGCCACCCAGAUCAGCAAUCGAACCUACGCCGUGGACAUCAUCGAGCACAACCAGAAGCCAUCUGAAAGCGCUGGCAAUGAUGUGUUCUGUUCUAGUACUGCAGAGGACGGAACACAAGGUGCCACUGUAUUUGUUGGCUAUCCCCCUGAUGACCAGGACUUUGUGUGCGAAACGGAUCUUGUGUCUGUGGAGUGUCAAUGGAACCAGGGUCGGCCCACAUACCUGGUGGGAAAGCAUAGGACUCAGUACACCCUGAAUGGAAGACGUUGUGAGGAAGCUGAAUCAGGUGGACCAGUACGGCAUUGCAAAUGGACUAUGAAUGGGAAACAGGAAGAGAUGACCUGGAACUUGACUGCCAAAAACCAAUUAGGCAGCGUGGAGCUCACAGACACAGCAGAUCUCAUGCACAGACUUCAUCUACAGGCACCAUCAGACGUGGCAACAGAGGUACACGCCCGAAACGCCACUGUUAAGUGGAAAUGGAAUGUUACAGAGUACCAGAAAUUGCCAUUGGUGUGUCAGUUGCAACUGAAUAGCAGUAUGGAGCACUACACUGGAAAAGGAGUGUCUCUGGUGCUGUUGAAAGAUCUGCUGCCUGACACGACUUACAGCCUUAAGGUGCACUGUGGCUCAGAUCAGAACUUUUGGAAGUGGAGCAGCUGGAGUUCAGUGCAUGUCUUCCACACCAAAGAGGACUGUCCAAAUGCCCCAGACGUAUGGAUACAGAUGGACAGCAAUUACACAGGUCUUGUCAUGUGGAAACGUCUCUCCAAGAGUGAGAGUCAUGGCCAGAUCUUGGGGUAUGAGGUGACUUUGGGGAGCUCCAUGAAGAGGGAGACAGAGAAGUCCACUGUGGCCUGCUCUGUGGACUGUGGUCCUCCAGGCCAUUGCAGUGCCCCCUUCAGACUGGGGGACGGUGGAGAUCGUAUUGUCACGGUUAAAGCCUUAAACUCAGCCGGCUCCUCCCCUCCUGCCAGCAUCACCGUCCCCAGGCUUGUGUCAGAUGAUGAGGUCACUGUCUUGUUGGUCUCGGGCAGCAGUGGCCAUUUUGACUUGUCCUGGCCCCCAGGUGCCAGUGCCACCUGUGGGUACAUUGUAGAGUGGUACCCCACCCACAUCAGGCGUAACUGCAGUUUCAAUUGGAUGAAGGUGCCCGUCGGAAACACAAGCACCACAAUCCAGUCAGGGACCUUUGAGCCAGGGGAAAGGUACUCUUUUUCCGUCUACGCUUGCACCCCAGGAGCCCCGGAGCCUCUGGCAAGGAUGCAGGGAUAUGCAAAGGAGCUUGCUCCAGCCGAGGCGGUUAAAAAUUUGACGGCUGAGCAGCACGGGUCAAAGAUUCUGCUCCAAUGGGAAGGGAUUCCUCUGGAGAAGCAGAACGGAUUCAUCCAAGGCUAUUAUGUGUAUAUAAAGAAUGGUUACCACCUCAUCUCCACAGAGAACAUCACAGAAGUUGAUGCCAAGAGCUACACAUUGAGAAACCUGCUGUACGGUGGUGUCUAUGACGUCACAGUAAAGGCUUACACAUUAGGGGGAGAAGAUGAGGGGGCCACAGCCGUCAUCAAGUUUGACCCUCCCACUGAUUGGCUGAUCGUGGGGACCUUUACCACCUCUGCUGCAUUGACCUGCAUCCUAAUCCUCAUCAUUGUCUCCUGCUACUGGAAAAGGAAAUGGGUGAAGGAGAAGAUUUACCCUGAGAUCCCAAAACCUAGGCUCCCAGAUGAAUUUUUUAAAUCACACGGGUUGUUGGACAUCCGGACACUGGAUGUGAACCCGUGCCCUUACAGCAAAGUGCAAGUCAUGGAAAACCCACUGGACAAGCUUGGAGAUGUGAUCUUGGUGGAAGAUGGAGAUGGGUACCACCCAAUCGACACAGACACCAGUGGACCCAUUGUCCUCAAAUCCUACAGCCAGUUGGGCAACGAUCUCCAGAAGCCCGUCAACUCCUCUUCUGACUCCUCCUCCGGCUCCUAUGGUUCCAUACAAACCGAUAUCACCUACACAAGACUCCAGUGUCCCACCGUCUACUCAAGCCUGUCCUCUCCACAGGGCACUCUGCCUUCUGAUGUGUACAGGCCCCAGGAGACCAUGUCCUGCCCCAGGCAGCCCCAGGGUGUCCCGCGUGACCUCUAUCUCCAUGGAGACUCUGGAGGGUAUCAGCCCCAGUCCACCCAGCCACCAUUGUCUCCGGUGACGGGCGGCCUGGACAGCUCCAUGAGCAGCCCCACAUCUGUCAACUCCUUCACUUUACUGCUCCACAACCCUGCAUUAGAGAAUGCCUCAGGGCGUGCCCCUUCCCUCUCAUCUUCCCCUGCCUGGUUGCAAAACCUGUUGCCGCACAAAUAAUAACCCCAUGUGUUGCACCACAGAACUCCAACCAGGGGUGUUUAGC